Messenger RNA from Lemur catta (Ring-tailed lemur), 8424 nucleotides. RefSeq names its product A-kinase anchoring protein 6 (gene AKAP6). The record is from RefSeq and is a predicted model, not a curated record. NCBI's taxonomy places the organism in Eukaryota, Metazoa, Chordata, Mammalia, Primates, Lemuridae. Bases 231 to 7181 code for a protein of 2316 amino acids. Gene Ontology annotation, molecular function: protein kinase A binding; transmembrane transporter binding. The transcript is spliced from 14 exons. Gene Ontology annotation, cellular component: sarcoplasmic reticulum; perinuclear region of cytoplasm.
CAGGCUCCACUGGAAAUGCAGCAAGGAUUCCUAGCACAUCCCAGUUGCCAUAGCAACAGCAGUCUUUCCCAUAAUGAGCUGCAUCAUCUGAACUGAUGUCACAGCAUCAUGCAGCAGGUCAAACAAGGCAUCUCCUAGUAUUGCAUCCUACAGAUGUGCUGUAAACAUCAAAAGAAGACGGUGGGAGCAGGAGAUGCUGUUUUGGAAAGAAGUAAGGUUUAGACUUCUUCAUGUUAACCAUGAGCGUGACACUUUCCCCGCUGAGGUCACAGGACCUGGAUCCCAUGGCCACUGAUGCUUCACCCAUGGCCAUCAACGUGACGCCCACUGUGGAGCAGGGUGAGGGAGAAGAGGCAAUGAAGGACGUAGACUCUGACCAGCAGUACGAAAAGCCACCUCCACUCCACACAGGGGCUGACUGGAAGAUUGUCCUCCAUUUACCUGAAAUUGAGACCUGGCUCCGGAUGACCUCAGAGAGGGUCCGGGACCUAACCUAUUCAGUUCAGCAGGACUCGGACAGCAAGCAUGUGGAUGUACAUCUAGUUCAACUAAAGGACAUUUGUGAAGAUAUUUCUGAUCAUGUUGAGCAAAUCCAUGCCCUUCUCGAAACGGAAUUCUCCCUAAAGCUGCUGUCUUACUCUGUCAAUGUGAUAGUGGAUAUUCACGCAGUGCAGCUCCUUUGGCACCAGCUCCGAGUCUCAGUGCUGGUUCUGCGGGAGCGCAUUCUGCAAGGGCUGCAGGACGCCAAUGGCAACUACACCAGACAGACGGACAUUCUGCAAGCUUUCUCCGAAGAGACAAAGGAGGGCCGACUUGAUUCUCUAACGGAAGUGGAUGACUCAGGACAGUUAACUAUCAAAUGUUCUCAAAAUUAUUUGUCUUUGGAUUGUGGCAUUACUGCAUUCGAACUGUCUGACUACAGUCCAAGUGAGGAUUUGCUCAGUGGCCUGGGUGACAUGACCUCUAGCCAGGUCAAAACCAAACCCUUUGACUCCUGGAGCUACAGUGAGAUGGAAAAGGAGUUUCCGGAGCUUAUCAGAAGUGUUGGGUUACUUACAGUGGCUGCUGACCCCGUCUCUUCCAACUGCAGUGAAGCAGUUAGUGAAGAGGCAUCCCAAGUAUCUCUUUCAGCAGAUGACAAAGGUAGAUGUGAGGAAAACAGUACUUCUGCAGUUGAAGAGCAACCAGGCAUAACACCGGAGAUGUCAUCUUCAGGGGAAGCUCUGACAAAUGCUGUUCAGCCCUCUUCUGAGACUGUGAAGCAAGAAUCCAGUUCCUCUUCCCAUCUUGGUGCAAAGAACCAACAGCCUCUUCCUUGUGAAAAUGCAACCCCCAAGCGAUCCAUCAGAGAUUGCUUUAAUUAUAAUGAGGACUCUCCCACACAGCCCACAUUGCCAAAGAGAGGGCUUUUUCUUAAAGAGGAAACUUUUAAGAAUGAUGUGAAAGGCAGUGAUGGAAGGAAGCAGAUGGUUGAUCUGAAGCCUGAGAUGAGCAGAAGCACUCCUUCACUGGUGGAUCCUCCUGACAGAUCCAAGCUUUGCCUGGUGUUACAGUCUUCCUACCCCAACAGCCCUUCUGCUGCCAGCCAGUCUUAUGAGUGUUUGCACAAGGUGGGGGAUGGGAACCUUGAAAAUACAGUCAGAAUUCAUGUUAAAGAAAUCUCUUCCAGCCUGGGAAGGCUUAACGACUGCCAUAAAGAGAAACCUCAACUUAAAAAGUCACAGAAAACCUCAGAAGAGGUGCCUCCAUGCCGAACACCUAAACGGGGAACUGGUUCAGGCAAGCAAGCUGAAGGCACAAGGAGCUCAGUAGUGCCAAAUGGAAUGCCUUUUUGUACUUCUAAGGCCAUAGAGGGUCCAGAAACAAAUUCUGCUUCUACAUCCUCACUUGAGCCAUGUAAUCAGAGAAGUCAGAAAACCAAAUUGCUAGUGCAGUCAGAAACAUCCAGUUCACCACCUUUUACUCAGAGCAGUGAAUCCUCUACUGGCUCAGACAAGAUCACGUCUCCAGUGCCCCUUCUUUCAAAACACAAAAGCAAAAAAUGUUACUCCUCCUCCCCAAGUCAUGUCACCAGGAAUGGUCAGGUUGUGGAGGCUUGGUAUGGCUCUGAUGAAUACCUAGCUCUGCCCUCUCACCUUAAGCAGACAGAAGUAUUAGCUUUGAAGUUAGAAAACCUAACAAAGCUUCUGCCUCAGAAACCCAGAGGAGAAACCAUUCAGAAUAUUGAUGACUGGGAGCUGUCUGAAAUGAAUUCAGAUUCUGAGAUCUAUCCAACAUACCAUGUCAAGAAGAAACAUACAAGAUUAGGCAGGGUGUCUCCAAGCUCAUCCAGUGACAUAGCCUCUUCGCUGGGGGAGAGCAUUGAAUCUGGGCCCCUGAGUGACAUUCUUUCGGAUGAGGAAUCAUGUAUGCCUCUCUCUGGCAUGAAAAAAUACAUUGAUGAGAAAUCAGAGAGAGCUUCAUCCUCUGAGAAAAACGAUAGCCAUUCCACUACUAAAUCAGCUUUAAUUCAGAAAUUGAUGCAAGAUAUUCAGCACCAGGACAACUACGAAGCCAUAUGGGAAAAAAUAGAGGGAUUUGUAAACAAGCUAGAUGAAUUCAUUCAGUGGUUAAAUGAAGCCAUGGAAACUACUGAGAAUUGGACUCCUCCUAAACCAGAGAUGGAUGGCCUUAAACUGUACCUGGAGACGCACUUGAGUUUUAAGUUGAAUGUAGACAGUCAUUGUGCUCUCAAGGAAGCUGUGGAGGAGGAAGGACAGCAACUUCUCGAGCUUAUUGCAUCUCACAAAGCAGAAGGACUGAAGGACAUGCUGCGGAUGAUUGCAAGUCAAUGGAAGGAGCUGCAGAGGCAAAUCAAACGGCAACACAGCUGGAUUCUCAGGGCUCUGGAUACCAUCAAAGCUGAGAUACUGGCUACUGAUGUGUCUGUGGAGGAUGAGGAAGGGACUGGAAGCCCCAAGGCUGAGGUUCAACUAUGCUACCUGGAAGCACAAAGAGAUGCUGUUGAGCAGAUGUCCCUCAAGCUGUACAGCGAGCAGUACACUAGCAGCAGCAAGAGAAAAGAAGAGUUUGCUGAUAUGUCAAAAGUUCAUUCAGUGGGAAGCAAUGGGCUUCUGGACUUUGAUUCAGAAUAUCAGGAGCUCUGGGAUUGGCUGAUUGACAUGGAGUCCCUCGUGAUGGACAGCCAUGACCUGAUGAUGUCAGAGGAGCAGCAGCAGCAUCUUUACAAGCGAUACAAUGUGGAAAUGUCCAUCAGGCAACUGAAAAAGACGGAGCUGCUUAGUAAGGUUGAAGCUUUGAAGAAAGGUGGCGUUUUACUACCAAAUGAUCUCCUUGAAAAAGUGGAUUCAAUUAAUGAAAAAUGGGAACUGCUUGGGAAAACCCUUGGAGAGAAGAUCCAGGACACAAUGGCAGGGCACAGUGGGUCGGGUCCACGUGACCUGCUCUCUCCUGAAAGCGGAAGCCUGGUAAGGCAGCUGGAGGUCAGGAUCAAAGAACUGAAAGGGUGGCUAAGAGAUACAGAGCUUUUCAUCUUCAAUUCCUGUCUGAGACAAGAAAAGGAAGGAACAAUGAAUGCUGAGAAACAACUGCAAUACUUUAAGAACCUCUGUCGUGAAAUCAAGCAGCGACGUCGAGGAGUGGCCUCAAUUCUGCGAUUAUGCCAGCAUCUUCUGGAUGACCGGGACACCUGCAAUCUGAAUGCAGACCACCAGCCCAUGCAGCUGAUCAUUGUAAAUCUUGAAAGAAGGUGGGAAGCCAUUGUAAUGCAAGCUGUCCAGUGGCAAACACGGCUACAAAAGAAGAUGGGAAAGGAAUCUGAGACUUUGAAUGUGAUUGAUCCUGGCUUGAUGGACCUAAAUGGGAUGACUGAGGAUGCCCUGGAAUGGGAUGAAACGGAUAUAAGUAACAAGUUAAUUAGUUUGAAUGAAGAAUCAAAUGACCUUGAUCAUGAACCCCAGCCUGUCAUGCCUUCCUUGAAACUCGAAGAGACAAGUAGUGAGGACCCUGGUUAUGAAGAGGAGGCAGGUGACCAUGGGGGAUCUCGGUAUGCCUCAAAUAUUACUGUCCCCUCCAGUCCACACAUUUACCAAGUAUACAGCCUCCACAAUGUUGAACUCUAUGAGGAAAACCACAUGCCAUUUCUGAAAAGCAAUCCAAAGUUCACUGGCAUGACACAGCCUAAUGUUUUAACUAAGAGUCUCAGUAAAGACUCUUCAUUUUCAUCUACCAAAUCUCUGCCAGAUAUUCUAGGGGGUUCCAAUUUGGUGAAGCCCUGCUCAUGCCAUGGAGGAGACAUGAGCCAGAAUUCAGGCAGUGAGAGCGGAAUCGUCAGUGAAGGAGACACGGAAACCACUACCAACUCUGAAAUGUGCUUGCUCAAUGCGGUAGAUGGAUCCCCAAGUAACCUUGAAACUGAACAUCUGGACCCACAAAUGGGAGAUGCAGUUAACGUGUUAAAGCAAAAAUUUAAAGAUGAGGAAGAAUGCAUUAAGCUUCCAAAUAGCUCUCAGUCAUCCAUUUCACCAGUGGGUUCUGUAAAUGGAAAAGUUGGAGAUUUAAACAGUGUUACCAAACAUACCCCUGAUUGUUUGGGAGAAGAAUUACAAGGAAAACAUGAUGUGUUUACAUUUUACGAUUACUCAUACCUCCAAGGCUCAAAACUCAAAUUACCAAUGAUAAUGAAACAGUCACAAAGUGAAAAAGCACAUGUGGAGGAUCCCCUGCUUCGUGGUUUUUAUUUUGAUAAAAAAUCCUACAAAUCUAAACAUCAGGCUACAGAGUUACAACCAGAUGCACCUCCCCAUGAAAAGAUUUUGGCAAGUGCAUCCCAUGAAAUGGAUCACACUUCAUAUAAAAGUGGCGAUAUAGAGAAGACAUUAACUGGCAUGCAGAAUGCCAAACAGCUCUCCCUUAUAUCUCGUAGUUCAUCUGUGGAGUCCCUUUCUCCAGGAGGUGAUUUAUUUGGAUUGGGCAUCUUUAAAAAUGGCAGUGACAGCCUCCAGCGAAGCACUUCUUUAGAAAGUUGGUUGACAUCCUAUAAAAGCAAUGAAGAUCUUUUUAGCUGUCACAGCUCUGGGGACAUAAGCGUGAGCAGUGGCUCAGUCGGUGAACUGAGUAAAAGAACAUUAGAUCUACUGAAUCGUUUGGAGAAUAUCCAGAGCCCCUCAGAGCAAAAGAUAAAGCGAAGUGUUUCUGAUAUCACUCUCCAAAGCGGUUCCCAAAAGAUGUCCUUUACUGGCCAGAUGUCAUUGGACAUAGCGUCUUCUAUCAACGAAGACUCAGCAGCAUCUCUCACAGAACUUAGCAGCAGUGAUGAGCUCUCUCUUUGCUCAGAAGAUAUUGUGUUACACAAGAAUAAGAUCCCGGAAUCGAAUGCAUCAUUCAGGAAGCGCCUGACUCGCUCAGUGGCUGAUGAAAGCGAUGUCAAUGUCAGCAUGAUUGUUAACGUCUCCUGUACCUCUGCUUGCACUGAUGAUGAAGAUGACAGCGACCUCCUCUCCAGUUCUACACUCACCUUAACUGAAGAAGAGCUAUGUAUCAAAGAUGAUGAUGAUGACUCCAGUAUUGCAACAGAUGAUGAAAUUUAUGAAGAAUGCAACCUGAUAUCAGGGCUAGACUAUAUAAAGAAUGAAUUGCAGACCUGGAUUAGGCCAAAAUUGUCUUUGACAAGAGAUAAGAAAAGGUGCAGUCUCAGUGAAGAGAUAAAGGGCAGUAAGGAUGUAAGUAGUAAUGAGAUGACCAAUCCCUCUGAUACCCUGAACAUUGAGGCACUUCUAAAUGGCUCCAUAAAAUGUCAAUCUGAAAAUAAUGGAAAUGGUAAGAAUCCCUCCCAUACCCGUGAGUUAGGAACAAAGGGUGAAAAUAAGAAAAAUAUUUUCAAAGUUAAUAAAGAUCCAUAUGUGGCUGACAUGGAAAAUGGCAAUAUUGAAAGUAUUCCAGAAAGGCAAAGGGACAAACUGAAUGUCCCAAAUCCUGGUUCAAAUGUGAAAAAGAUUUCAGAGAGUGAGCAUUGUAAGUGUAAAGCAUUUAUGGAUAGUUCAGAUGAUUCAAAUACUGCUGAAAAGCAAUUUGUUCCCCAAACUGUUCGGUAUCUUCCAAAGAAAUGUCCAAAUUACCAUCAUUUUGAAAAUCAAAGCACUGCUUCUACUCCCACUGAGAAGUCUUGCUCAGAACUGGCUUUAGAAACCAGGGUUAACAACAGACAAGACUCUGAUGUACUGAAAUCUUCAUCUGAUGAUGUACCAAGUAUGACUGAAAAAUCUGCUGCUUGCUGCCUAGCACUUGAACAAAAUGAAACAGAGGAAAAUGCUUCUAUCAGCGACAACACUUCCUGUUGCAACUGUGAGCCAGAUGUUUUCCAUCAAAAAGAUGCUGAAGAUUGCUCAGUACACAACUUUGUUAAGGAAAUCAUUGACAUGGCUUCAACAGCCCUAAAAAGUAAAUCUCAACCUGAAACCGAGGUGGCUGCUCCUACUUCAUUAACUCAAAUCAAGGAGAAAGUGUUGGAGCAUUCUCACCGGCCCAUCCAGCUGAGAAAAGGGGACUUUUAUUCCUACUUAUCUCUCUCAUCUCAUGACAGUGAUUGUGGGGAGGUCACCAAGUACAUAGAGGAGAAAAGCAACACUCCAUUGCCACUAGACACUACCGACUCUGGCUUAGAUGACAAGGAAGAUAUUGAAUGCUUCUUUGAGGCCUGUGUUGAGGAUGACUCUGAUGGCGAGGAACCUUGUUUCUCUAGCACUCCUCCAGAUGAAUCUGCAGUUCCUGAUGAAGGUGCAAUACCACGGCUAGCAACAGCAAGUUCUUCUAAGUUCAGUGAUACUUCUCCCUUAGCUGGUGAUGCAGACAUGGUGGCUCUUUCAAGUUCUCCCCCUCAGAAAGGAGCUGAUGUCGGAAAGGAAGUGGAUGGUUUACCCCAAACUUCCAAUGGCUGUGCAGAAAACUCAGAGUUUGCUCCUUCAGGGCUGGGCAGUGAAAAGGAGAGUUCAGGAAAACCAGGUGAAUUUGGAAUGCCAGAAGAACAUAAUGCUCCUUCAGCCAAAUCUAAAGUUCAAGACCUCUCCUUGAAAUCAAAUCAGCCAAAAGACAAGGCUGCAUUACAUCCCAGCCCCAAAACUUUAACCUGUGAAGAAAAUCUUCUAAACCUUCAUGAAGAACAACAUAGAAAUAUGCAUAGGUAGAAUGUACCCCCCCAAGCAUGAAAAUCAUCUCAAUGAAAGAUAAGCCUGGCUGCAACUCAGGGGUGGCCUCAUCUUCCCACCCUGGGCUGGUCUCUGGUUCUAUCAUGUUGUCACUGCCGGUUGUGACAUUGACUUCUCCCGAGAUGAAUCUUCCUUCCAAAUGCCAUUUCUCCACAUGAACCUUGUGAUCUGGAUGUGUACACUGGUUCUCUCUAGGUGAUUGUCUUUGAAGUUCAGCGAAGCUGCUUGUUCUCCCCUGGAUUCCUGUCCCAAGCUACCUCUACCAACCCUCCCUCUCCAGCCAGACUUUUCUGUUUUUCUCCUCCCCUCCCUGUCUGCUCUUUAAAGUUCUGCAGUUCACCAAUUGAUGGUCCAUUAAAUUUGCCUGUCUGGAAUGACCCCCUGCCAGUACUUGACCAAUUUCAUGUUUCAGUCUGGAUUUUUUUAUGGUAUAAUGCCUAUGUUUAUUGAAAGAGUUUUACCUAAAAACCCAACAUUUGAUUUGAUUACAGCAUAGUGAAGAAACACUGGUCCUUCUUUCAAAAUUAAGCAACUUUUAGAAGUGCCAUUUUAUUUAUUUCAUUUAAAAAAUAAUAAUCUAUGCAGCACUUCAAGAAACAGCUAUAUGGUGUUGUAUAUUAUAAACUGGUGACAUUCUAUUAAAUGAUGUAUAACAUUUUCAUUUUUUAUGCUUCUUGAGGUGGUAAUGAGAAAAAAGUUUUUUAAAAAAAGUGUGCCUUGCUGUAUUUCUUAUACCAUUUAUUAAAAAGCUGCUUUCAUGGUAAAAUUAUGUUGGUUUGAAAGGAGGAAAUAGCAAGGUUAAGAUGUGUGAAUAAUUUCUGUAUAUAUGUAUAACCAAGUACAAACACUGAUGUAUAAUGACAGUAUAAAAUGCUUUCAUGUUUGUGAUGUCUAGUGAUGUGGAAAAUAUAAGCCUUAAAUCCAUUAGAUUGCAUGGUAAUUAAAAUUGGCAUAAUAAACACAGAUUGUUGGGGGAAAAGGAAAAUUAGUGAUCUCUUCUACCUGUGUUCCUUACCAAAUUGUUGCAUUUGGUUCUGAAAAAAAUAUAGCAUGUUGCAGCUUCCCAAAUAUCUAUAUUGCUUAGGAGGCUUAAAUUUACUAAAACUAGAGAUUAGACAUGAAGACUUUACAGUUUUCAAAAUCUUUCUGGUCACCAUAAAGAUCUUGGAACAGCAAAUGAUUCAAGACUAGUUCCCCUAAGCCAAUAAAGAUUUAGAUUAGA